Tetrahymena thermophila SB210 is the source of this 1248-nucleotide messenger RNA. Its product is annotated as triose-phosphate transporter family protein. The transcript has 6 exons. Gene Ontology annotation, molecular function: antiporter activity. Gene Ontology annotation, cellular component: Golgi apparatus. NCBI's taxonomy places the organism in Eukaryota, Ciliophora, Oligohymenophorea, Hymenostomatida, Tetrahymenidae. The record is from RefSeq and is a predicted model, not a curated record.
AUGAGUAAAUCAAUAGUUUAGUCAUUACUCUAUUGUGGCUUUUACGCUAUAUGUUCUAUUUGCUUCUCUCUUUCAGCUAAAAAUCUCUUUAGAACUCAUAAUUUUUAAAAUAUCGGAAUCCUUCUUCUGUUUGAAUCAUUUGUAAAUGUAGUUAUUUGCUCAAUUAUUAAUGUGAUAUAAAUAUUCUGUAGAUCUAGCAAUACAGUCGUAAAACAUAAACUAGAGAAGGAGAAAUAUUAAUUAAGUUUAGGACAAAAACAAAACUACAAAGAAAUUAUGCACAAAUAUUUAAUGACAUUGAUGUUUUCAGGUCUCUAUCUCUCAAAUGUCCUUUUUGGAUUGAAAGCCUUUCAGUUCAUCCCUAUUCCACUAUUUCUUACGAUAAGAAGAACUUUGAUUUUCUUUAUAUAUCUUGUCAAUAUUAUAUUUGUGGCUCAAACUAAUAAUUAAAUUACAAAUAAAUAGAAAAUAUCUAUUCUUUUAAUCACCUUAGGAGCAAUUGUAGCUGGAAGUGAUAAAAUGAAUACAAAUUUGUUAGGAUUCUCAUACUGCUUUUUGAAUAACAUCUUUUCAGCAUGUCUGCUCUAACUAGCAAAGUAUUUGAAAGACAAAAGCAACAUGACCCCUUUCUAACUGGUCUAUAACAACAGUAUUAAUACUUUGCCGCUUUUAGUUAUUUAUUGUUUGAUUACCAACGAUGGUCAAGAGUUCAUCUAAGCCUUGCCAACUUUUCCUCCCAGUUUUUAUUUUCACAUUUCUUUGGUAGCAAUAUUUGGAUUUUUGCUCAAUUUCUCAACAAAUUUAUGUGCAAUGAAAAAUUCACCUUUUUCUAUAGCUAUAACUCAUAAUCUAAAGGAUAUAUUCUCAUCUGUUUUUUCAAUUAUCAUGUUUGAUGAUACAAUAAUUACCAUUGCUUUAGUUGGAGGUUAUAUUAUUUCAUUGAUUGGAAGUGUGAUCUAUACCCAUUCAAAGAUUGAAAGUAACAAUAACAAUGGAAACAAUAGGAUUAUGUAUUAUUAACAAUCAUUUAUGUAUUCUCUUAACUCAAUGCUUAAUGAAUCUAAAUACAAGAAUUCACAAUAAAUAUAUUUUUAAAAGAGUGUAGAACAAUAUAAGGAAGAAGAUCUUGAGUUAAAUAUUAAAUCGCUAAAUUAUACUUAAGAAAAAAAAACUAAUAUUCCGCUUAAAACACUUCCUUUGUAUAAGAGUUUAUCUAAAAAUAUUAAACAAACUUCUAAAUAAGAUUGA